AUGUCUCGGGCCUAUUACCUCUUUUCUCCCUCUCUCUGUCUUCUUUUCUCCCUCUCUCUGUCUUCUUUUCUCCCUCUCUCUGUCUUCUUUUCUCCCUCUCUCUGUCUUCUUUUCUCCCUCUCUCUGUCUUCUUUUUCCCUCUCUCUGUCUUCUUUUUCUCCCUCUCUCUGUCUUCUUUUCUCCCUCUCUCUGUCUUCUUUUUCCCUCUCUCCCUCUCUCUGUCUUCUUUUCUCCCCUCUCUCUGUCUUCUUUUCUCCCUCUCUCUGUCUUCUUUUCUCCCUCUCUCUGUCUUCUUUUCUCCCUCUCUCUGUCUUCUUUUCUCCCUCUCUCUGUCUUCUUUUCUCCCUCUCUCUGUCUUCUUUUCUCCCUCUCUCUGUCUUCUUUUCUCCCUCUCUCUGUCUUCUUUUCUCCUCUCUGUCUUCUUUUCUCCCUCUCUCUGUCUUCUUUUCUCCCUCUCUCUGUCUUCUUUUCUCCCUCUCUCUGUCUUCUUUUCUCCCCUCUCUGUCUCUGUUUCUCCCUCUCUGUCUUCUUUUCUCCCUCUCUCUGUCUUCUUUUCUCCCUCUCUCUGUCUUCUUUUCUCCCUCUCUCUGUCUUCUUUUCUCCCUCUCUCUGUCUUCUUUUUCUCCCUCUCUCUGUCUUCUUUUCUCCCUCUCUCUGUCUUCUUUUCUCCCCUCUCUCUCUUCUUUUCUCCCUCUCUGUCUUCUUUUCUCCCUCUCUCUGUCUUCUUUUCUCCCUCUCUCUGUCUUCUUUUCUCCCUCUCUCUUUUCUCCCUCUCUCUGUCUUCUUUUCUCCCUCUCUCUGUCUUCUUUUCUCCCUCUCUCUGUCUUCUUUUCUCCCUCUCUCUGUCUUCUUUUCUCCCUCUCUCUGUCUUCUUUUCUCCCUCUCUCUGUCUUCUUUUCUCCCUCUCUCUGUCUUCUUUUCUCCCUCUCUCUGUCUUCUUUUCUCCCCUCUCUCUGUCUUCUUUUUCUCCCUCUCUCUGUCUUCUUUUCUCCUCUCUCUGUCUUCUUUCUCCCUCUCUCUGUCUUCUCCCUCUCUCUGUCUUCUCCCUCUCUCUGUCUUCUUUUCUCCCUCUCUCUCCUCUUUUGUAAAAGCCUUAUUUCAUGA
Acanthosepion pharaonis is the source of this 1104-nucleotide messenger RNA. The record is from the annotation of a GenBank genome assembly. Lineage: Eukaryota; Metazoa; Mollusca; Cephalopoda; Sepiida; Sepiidae.